AUGGUGGAACGUCGUGGAGCCGCACAGAGCUCCAACCAGGAGACUGGGCCGGGCCGGGGUACUGAAUCAAUGCGAGUCCGGUUGAUGCUACUCCUGGAGGCGGUAUACUUCGAGCUUCGAACACAACACCCAAGGGAUCAAGGGGCCCAGGCCGCGAAGAAGAAGGCCCAGGAUGAGGCGAACAAGCAGAAGAGAGAGCAGGAGGAGGCGGCGGUUGCAAAGUACGACCCGUUCUCCGGAAGUGCCGAUGGACCUGCGGAGGCCACCCAGGCUGCCGAUGAGGCAGAGCGCCUGUCCGCGUUCGCUUCAACCUUCUGGUCCUGGGAAAUCCCCCGGACCGUCUUCAAGACCGCCCACAAGUGA
Diaporthe batatas is the source of this 363-nucleotide messenger RNA. RefSeq lists its product as uncharacterized. The coding region runs from base 1 to 363 and encodes 120 amino acids. The record is from RefSeq and is a predicted model, not a curated record. The transcript is spliced from 2 exons. NCBI's taxonomy places the organism in Eukaryota, Fungi, Ascomycota, Sordariomycetes, Diaporthales, Diaporthaceae.